UUUUUUGUAUAUGCGUAUAGAGUGGGUGUGAAAAUGAAAUUGUGGAUUUAAGGGGCCUAUUUUACUUCCGGGUUUUUCUUCGCCUCAAUUCUUCUUCUACGUUUUUAUUUUGUAUCACACGUUUCGUUUAGUUGGCAUGUUUGAACACAUCCCCAACGAAAUAUACGUUUAACCCCUUCGUUUUAAUAUAUUUGAGUGUUACUUUCCACUAGAUUAAAAUGCGGAAUUUUAUUUUAAAAGGGGUUUCUGACUGGAAGGUCCAAAACAGACAUCCCAGUGUGCGCGGGCUGCAACCAGCACAUCGUGGACCGCUUCAUCCUCAAAGUGCUGGAGCGUCACUGGCACGGCAAGUGCCUCAAGUGCACAGACUGCCAGACUCAGCUGGCCGACAAGUGCUUCAGCCGGGGGGACAGCGUUUACUGCAAAGAAGACUUCUUCAAAUACUGAUGAUCAAAACUAUGUCCACAUGUCCCAAAGGAGGUUCGGGACCAAAUGUGCUGCGUGCCAGCAGGGCAUCCCGCCCACGCAGGUGGUGAGGAGGGCCCAGGACUUUGUUUACCACCUGCACUGCUUCGCCUGCAUCGUGUGCAAGAGGCAGCUGGCCACCGGGGACGAGUACUACCUGAUGGAGGACAGCCGGCUGGUGUGCAAGGCCGACUACGAGACCGCCAAACAGAGAGAAGCCGACUCAACCGCGAAAAGGCCCCGGACAACCAUCACGGCCAAGCAGCUGGAGACCCUAAAGAAUGCUUACAAUAAUUCUCCCAAGCCAGCCCGCCACGUCCGGGAGCAGCUUUCCUCGGAGACGGGCCUGGACAUGCGGGUGGUGCAGGUUUGGUUCCAAAACAGGCGAGCCAAAGAAAAGAGGCUGAAAAAGGACGCCGGGCGCCAAAGAUGGGGGCAGUACUUCAGAAACAUGAAGAGGUCGCGGGGCAGCUCCAAGUCGGACAAAGACAGCAUUCAAGAGGAGGGCAUGGACAGCGAUGCAGAGGUGUCCUUUACAGAUGAACCACCCAUGUCCGAGCUGGGCCACACCAAUGGCAUCUACGGCAGCAGCUCUCCAGCCAUGGGGGGCCGCCAAGGGGCCAACAACCACGCUUCCUUCCCCUUGGAGCACGCCGUCAUGCCCUCUCAAGAUCAGUUCCACGACAUGCGCUCAAACAGCCCCUACGGCCUGCCUCAGUCGCCGGGAUCCCUCCAGGCGCUGCCCCGCCACCAGCCUCUCAUCAACAGCUUGGUCUACCCCGAAUCGGGUCUGUCCAUCCUGACUCAAAGCGGGGGAAUCAAUUCUGGCGUGAGGGUCUCCAUGGGCGCAGCCAAUGGCCCCAGCUCGGACCUCUCCACUGGAAGCAGCGGAGGAUACCCAGACUUCCCUGCUAGUCCUGCCUCCUGGUUGGACGAAGUGGACCACGGCCAGUUUUGAUCCCUUGAUGGGGAAACUGGACUUGCUUUUAUCAUAGACUCUUUUUUUUGGUCUUCUGUUGGGUAUUAAGGACUGUAAACUAGUCAACCGCGGUUGUACGAAAGACGGGUGCUGAUUUUCACUAGAAUGGAUAGAGGACGACCUUCAUGAAAAGCACUUGGCCGAGCCAGCUCAUUUUCCACGUAUAAAUAUUGCAGUUUUCAGGACGACGUGAAGACCGCUUCCUCGACUCCUCCUACAGUUUUUUUUUUGUUGUCUACGGUGUGUCCAGGUGCAGAAGUCUUUAAAUGUCUGGUUGUUGCCAAAUGUCAAUAUAUAAAUAUAUAUAUAAAUAUAUAAGGGUUUAUCAUUGUGGAGACUUUAUUUUUAUACCAGGCCCUUGUAGAACCAGGAAAGGGGGAGUCCAUUCUUCAGACGUAGAGGCUAAAAAUGUAGAAGUCCUAGGGUCCACUUACAUCACUCUAUGCAUUUGUGUGUCUUGUUCGACUCCAAACAAAAACCCUGAGGAGGUCCAGGGCUGUGAUGUAAAUCUUUGUUUAUGUGCAAAAUGUUUUAUGUCUUAUUUAUUCCUUCUGGUGAUGACUUGCUUAUUAUGAUGAUGACCACUCCUGAUUAAUGAUGCAGGACUUUAAUAAAUUAAGAAAUUUGC
Messenger RNA from Doryrhamphus excisus (bluestripe pipefish), 2072 nucleotides. The record is from RefSeq and is a predicted model, not a curated record. Lineage: Eukaryota; Metazoa; Chordata; Actinopteri; Syngnathiformes; Syngnathidae.